This is a messenger RNA of Acaulospora morrowiae, 543 nucleotides long. The record is from the annotation of a GenBank genome assembly. NCBI's taxonomy places the organism in Eukaryota, Fungi, Glomeromycota, Glomeromycetes, Diversisporales, Acaulosporaceae.
AAUGUGGAUGCCAUCAAGACUCUUUUGGACAUAGCGUUAACCGAAGGAAAUUAUCUGAAGGGCUCGUGGCAGGAGGUUCUAACUUGCGUAAGUCAAUUGGAAAGGUUUCAACUGAUAAGUUCUGGUCUCGACCAAACUGUGGUGCCAGACAUCUCCAAGACUUCUGCACGUCACCUUUCUCUGGACAAUGGCACGGGUCGCCGUAGCACAGGAUCUAAAAGAUCAAUCUCAUCUAGACCCUCUUCACAGGUUGUGUAUGCCGAGGAUGUUGCACUAGAAAGCAAAUCAUCUCAGGUGGUGGUCGCCGUUGACAGAAUUUUCAGCUCAAGUUCGAAACUCUCCGGGGCACGUGAUUACAUUCGUGAUUACAUUCCGUGCAUUAUAUGUACGGCAAUCGUGGAAUUUGUUAGAGCGCUUAGCGGUGUCUCAUGGGAAGAAAUACAAUCAUCAACCAUGAUGGAACAUCCUCGGAUGUUCAGCUUGCAAAAGUUGGUCGAGAUUUCUUAUUAUAAUAUGGGUCGUAUAAGGAUGGAAUGGUCUAAU